Sclerotinia trifoliorum is the source of this 1639-nucleotide messenger RNA. NCBI's taxonomy places the organism in Eukaryota, Fungi, Ascomycota, Leotiomycetes, Helotiales, Sclerotiniaceae. The record is from the annotation of a GenBank genome assembly.
ACAUGGGCUAUACUUCUACCCCUCACCCUUCCAGGUCCUCAUACAUGUUGCCGUCAUGAAAUCGGGGCGGGAUUUGAACAAAUCGUAUGAUAUGAUUGACAUACGUGAAAGCACGAAUUUCAUUCUCCUUGUAUUGAUGAUAGCCAUCGAGUUAGCUGUAUAAAGACAUGACUUCCUCCAGGUAAUUCUCCUCUUCACCACACAAUCUUCUUAUCAUUUCAAACUCACGAUCAACAAUCAAUACCAAUCAUACCAAACAUCAAAAUGCCUGCGCAAAUCAAAAAGUACAAGGCCGCAGCUGUCCAAGCUGAGCCUGGAUGGUUUGAUCUUGAGUUGUCUGUAAAGAAGACUAUCCAUUGGAUCAACGAGGCUGGCAAAGCAGGCUGCAAACUUGUUGCAUUCCCUGAAGUUUGUAAGUACAUCCACUUCUGAUCUGGCCCAUCACAUUUGACUUACGCUGUUAGGGAUUCCUGGCUAUCCAUACUGGGCAUGGAAGGUCAAUUAUCAACAAUCUCUUCCUAUGAUCAAAGCCUACCGCGAGAACAGUCUCCCGUCUGAUUCGGAUGAGAUGCGCCGAAUUCGUGAAGCUGCCCGUGAGAAUGCCAUAUACGUCUCAUUAGGAUACAGUGAAAUUGAUUUCGCAUCUCUUUAUAUCUCCCAAGUCCUCAUCUCACCCACUGGAGAAGUUCUCAACCACCGCAGAAAGAUUAAGCCUACCCAUGUUGAGAAGCUUAUUUAUGGUGAUGGAUCAGGUGAUACUUUCAAGAGUGUCGUUCAGACAGACAUUGGAAGAGUAGGACAACUAAACUGCUGGGAGAACAUGAACCCAUUUUUGAAGGCAAUGAAUGUCUCCGAGGGAGAACAGGUAAGGCUAUAUUCUUCAAAUGCUUCCAUAAUCCAUUUCUCACAAUUCAUCAGGUCCACAUUGCCGGCUGGCCAAUCUACCCACACGAGGAAACCCGUACUUCUUUGGACCCAUGGACUAAUGUCAGCAACCCCAACUCCGAUAUUGUUUCUCCAGCCUACGCCAUUGAAACUGGAACUUACGUCCUUGCACCAUUCCAACGUAUAUCCAAGGAAGGCGUAGACAAAAACACCCCACCUGGAGUCGAGCGUGAAGAUCCAAACAUCUACAACGGCAACAGCAGAAUUUUCGGGCCUGACGGUCAACUCCUCAGCAAGGCCGAUGAAGACUUCGAGGGACUGAUGUUCGUUGAGGUAAGAUCAACAACAGCCUUUUACUCAUUCAAGAAACCAAUCUGACAAUAUUCCAGAUCGAUCUUGAUCAAUCACACCUUCCAAAGGCUCUCGGAGACUUUGGUGGUCAUUACAUGAGACCUGACCUCAUCCGUCUCCUCGUUGACACACGCCGCAAGGAACUUAUCACCGAGGCAGACCAAGAUGGUGGAAUUGGUACUUACAACACCCAAGAUCGUGUUGGACUCAACAGACCUCUUGAUGCCCCUAAAAUUGAUGGUCCAAGCGGAGUUAGCAAGCAAGUGCUUUCCAAAAAGGCUUCUCCCAAAGCCUAAAUAUUUAUUUAUGUUCUUAGCUUUUUGAUUGUGAGGAUGAGUAACUGCUCUAAGAGCAUUCACCCACUAUUUAGAAUAUUACUUUGUAUGUUUAGGAUAAGUUGUAU